AGCAAAAUGCAUAUCUUUCGAUAAGCGCCUUGCGAUCUAAGUGCGUUGUAUGCCUCUAAUCGCGGUUAUUAUCCGCGAUCCAUUUCCGAAAUUGUCUGGCCAGCGAGCAAACAGUCUUGGCACCGUCCGAUCCGGUGUAGCGAAAGAAGAAUUCGCCGAUGGUUUUCUUUCAGAGAGGCCGAGUUUGGACCCACCGACCCGUGGGCCCACUGUGUGUGUGACAAACGAUCGAAACUCCACCCAUCGUCGUCUCCCUAACCCCUGCCGCCGGCCGACGGUCGGGUCGCUGCCGAUCGCCUCCGCCGCAUCCGGAGGGUGCUAUGGGGAUCGUACUUUCUGGUUUGAAGUCUCGCACUGGUGGCGGGGCACCGUAGACACGCUUCUCUCGGUGAUGCCGUCGCCGAGUCCGGCGCAACCGCAAAGGCAGUUCCGCGCCGUCAAGCGCGACCAGCACGUCGGCAAGACAUUGUGGACUUUCAGUCAGCAAGCUGCUGACCGUGAGAAUAUCCAGAGGUGCGCCACGGCCAAUAUGCUUUUCGGAGGUUACAGGCGUUCUGUUCGCAAUGUAAACAUGAUGACAGUAGGGAGAUGCCAGUAUGCCACCGUUAUCCAGUACCAAACAAUUAGUUUGACCUCGUUGUACAAGUUGUUGUGAACAUAGUGCUGAGCUUUGUUCAGAUUAUACCAUGUCGAGAAGGUGCAAACAUUCUUGGGCAGUAACUGAGCAGGUGACUGACAGUUUCUGUUCGUGCUGUUACCAAUCACUGUUUGUUGCAAAUCGAUCUAUCAUUCUCCGAACAAAUAGAGGAAAGUCUGAAAGGAACAAAGGUUUCAGCUAAAAUUCCUGCGAUCCCGUCGUGUUUCUUGAAGGACUCGAUCGAUCCUCAUAGAGGAGCUAAAUCAAGCUUUUACUGAUGGAGAUGUCACAUGCGAGAGCAUAUUCUAAAGUGGUGUGAUAAGAAAUCCCUUUCGAGACUUUCUAAUGAACUAAUAUUCGCAGGGAAGAGGAAACUACGGCUGAUCCGAACUGACAAGACAAAAAGAAGGAAGUUACGGCUGAUGGUCAGAGCCAAAGAUACAAAAAGGAGAACCCCAUGAAAGGAUGCCACACGCCUACACCCUUCAUCAGUGGAUUCCAAGGCAAGUACAUGGUUGCUCCUGUCCCUGCCAUGAAUGAAGUGAAGGGUACUUCUCAAUUCAGAUACAAACUUACGGCAGUUCAGACCUGGCGUAACAGCUCCUGGUGCAACAACAAGUACUUCCACACUUCACCGCUGUUCCCAAAAAGAAGUAGAAAAAAUUCGUUCACACUUCACAGAUUAAGCAUUCCUGUCAAAGACCAUCCAUGGUGUAAACUCAUGCCAUUUGCAUGGAGAUCGAUCUCUCGCAGCAAGACCCGGUAACACACAGCCCGCGACUUGUAAUUCUCCAGUU
This is a messenger RNA of Phragmites australis (common reed), 1434 nucleotides long. RefSeq lists its product as uncharacterized. Lineage: Eukaryota; Viridiplantae; Streptophyta; Magnoliopsida; Poales; Poaceae. The record is from RefSeq and is a predicted model, not a curated record. The coding region runs from base 50 to 655 and encodes 201 amino acids. The transcript has 2 exons.